Setaria italica (foxtail millet) is the source of this 719-nucleotide messenger RNA. Its product is annotated as protein GOS9. NCBI's taxonomy places the organism in Eukaryota, Viridiplantae, Streptophyta, Magnoliopsida, Poales, Poaceae. The record is from RefSeq and is a predicted model, not a curated record. The transcript is spliced from 2 exons. Bases 73 to 522 code for a protein of 149 amino acids. Gene Ontology annotation, molecular function: carbohydrate binding.
ACAGCGCAGCCGAGCUGAGCACCAGCCUUCGUUGUUCAUCAUCUCGCCUUGCUGCGGCGGCGGCGGCGGAGAAUGGAGGGGCUCGUCAAGAUCGGGCCGUGGGGCGGUAGCGGCGGCGACCCGCGGGACGACAUCGUCGCCGCCGGCGUCGCGCCGCACCGCCUCCAGAGCGUCGUCAUCCGCUGCCAGGGAGCCGUCGACGCCAUCUCCUUCACCUACGCCGGCGUCGACGGGGCGCCGCGCAUGGCGGGGCCGUGGGGCGGCUCUGGCGGGCAGAAGCACAAGGUCAAGUUCGGCGCGGGGGAGUUCGUCAAGGAGAUCUCCGGGACGUACGGCCCGUUCGGCGGCCACACCGUCGUGAGGUCGCUCACGUUCGUCACCAACGUCGGUAAGCACGGCCCGUUCGGCAACCCGGGGCAAACACCCUUCAGCGUCCCGGUGCAGGACGACGCCCGCGUCGUCGGGUUCUUCGGGAGGUCCGGAUCCCUGCUGGAUGCCGUCGGUGUCUACGUGCAUCCGUAAAGAGAAGUGACAAGACAUCGCCUCCGGGCUCCGGCCUUAAGGAACCGUUGCAGUGAUAUCGCGCCUCCGAGUUGCCACCUCAAUUUAAUUUCCAGUUGGGACAAUAGUAUCAAAUAUAUAUUAUAUAUGCAAAUUACUUGCAGUUGUAGGCCCUUUAAAAUAUAACCGGAAAUAUUCUAUCACACUCGAGUGUUUUA